CACGUGCCAGGUUCCGCGAAAGCAGGAAAUUCCUGACAACUUGAUAUAGUCUAAUAAGUUCGAAUUUGGCACCCAAUCAACAUUCCCCGGAACACACGUAGUUCACAAUUCGUGUGUGCUUCUUGAUUUAACCGUAUGUGGCGGAAAGUUGGCACACUAGUAUGUAUGUUCCCUCAUGUACAUAAUCACAAAACAGACGCGUCCAGACCAUUGUGGAGUCCAGCCGCUUGGUUCUCCAGUCCUUCUCGGGUGUACAUCGCGUUUCUAACUCUCAGGAGAAAAUCCGAAGAUGUUUCGCCUUGCAGCCAUCCUAGCAGUCUGCACAUCCCUGGUCGGACUGACUGCAGCUCUACAGGCCUGCGGAUCGUCACGGGGACCAAGGACCCCUCGCUGGACGGGUGGGGACUGCAGCUGUAGUGGCGGUAUUGUUAACUGCGAGGACAAAAACCUAGCCGCAGUCCCUGACAAUAUCCCAGCCUACACGACUAGUUUAAGCCUCCAACACAACAAGAUUGUUGAACUCGAGGACGGAAAGUUUCAACACCUCGAAUCUCUGACAAGUCUUCUCCUCAGCAAUAACCAGAUCACAGCAAUCAGAUCACGGGCGUUUGCCGGCCUAAAGAACCUUGACAUACUGUUCCUCCAAAACAACAACAUACGUGUUGUAGAACCAGGAAGCUUCCAAGGACUACAAGAACUUACAUGCCUUCGCCUUCAAUACAACAAGUUGACAACGCUGCACGGAGACACUUUUUCAACUCUGUACAAACUCAGGGAACUCCUCCUUCAUCAUAACCAGUUAAAAACCCUGCCCCAUGAUAUCUUCGACAGCCUAGGCCAGCAGCCACCUUCCACGCCUUCGAUCCAACUGCAUGACAACCCAUGGUCCUGUGACUGCAGCCUAGAGCCAGCCAGGUCAUCGUUCUGGUCAAACCAAAUCGUUUGCCAGUCCCCACCUGCCCUGAGGAACAUACCACUGUCCUCCCUCGCCACACACCAACUAAGCUGUCCCUCGACAACGUCAAAAACCUCCACAUCGAACACCACUCCAGCUUCCACACGUCCAUGGCCAAUGUCAACUUCCACGGUGAACACUGUUUCAUCUACCACAGCCUCCUCGCCAACAGGAGGGACAGAAGAAGGCACAGGCAACAGUCCCGGCACUGUACACGUCCCUACUUUGAUAAGCGUAGCCAUAGGCUGUGGUGUCUUCGCUCUCAACCUGUGCGCCAUCGUUGGAAUCGUGUGCUACGUGCGUGGGAAGAGGAACGGCUCACGCGAGAACCCUAGUUCACAGCCAGAGGAUUCCGGUCCAGACGCUGGAGAAGACGGAAGCGAGUAUGAGGACGUCCUAGUUCCCGAGGGGAGGCGGGGAGGGAGGGUGCAGUACGCUGUCAUAGCCACAGAGAAUCAGGGAAGCGCCAGCUCCUCGGAAUGGUCGACUCACGCGUACGAGACUAUUCGUUCUGAUGAUCUCGAAGAGGACUCUUCUGGCUACUUGGCCAUGCGUUAGGCAAUACUGUAGAUUAUACAUCAUUCGCAAGCUAGGACAUUCCCCCCAAAGGUACGCUAAAAGUUCAGUCAGUUUAUUUCUCCUGUAGUGUAAGUACUUACUAGUACUUCUCCUGUAGCAUGUCCAGGACGAAAGAUACAAA
Branchiostoma belcheri (Belcher's lancelet) is the source of this 1655-nucleotide messenger RNA. RefSeq names its product leucine-rich repeat-containing protein 15-like. Gene Ontology annotation, molecular function: protein binding. Lineage: Eukaryota; Metazoa; Chordata; Leptocardii; Amphioxiformes; Branchiostomatidae. Bases 290 to 1513 code for a protein of 407 amino acids. The transcript is spliced from 2 exons. The record is from RefSeq and is a predicted model, not a curated record. Gene Ontology annotation, cellular component: plasma membrane.